Molecule: messenger RNA, 3072 nt
Organism: Penicillium brevicompactum
Lineage: Eukaryota; Fungi; Ascomycota; Eurotiomycetes; Eurotiales; Aspergillaceae
Product: Ran GTPase-binding protein LOS1
Exons: 1
Coding region: 1-3072 (1023 amino acids)
Biological process (GO): tRNA re-export from nucleus
Cellular component (GO): nuclear pore; nuclear matrix; cytoplasm
Molecular function (GO): small GTPase binding; tRNA binding
Source: RefSeq, a predicted model, not a curated record
AUGAUUGACAUCUUACAGGUAGCAAAUGCCAUUGAGAUCGCCUCGAACCCAGUCUCCAACAACGACGCCUUGAAGUCACAAGCUUUCGAAUAUCUCAAUCAGCUCCGCUCCGACCCCACCGGAUGGCAGGUCUGCUUCUCUCUCUUCACCAAGACCCCACAACAGUCCGAAGUCGUACGGCAUGUCAGCUUGGAGAUUGUCAAUAGCGCCGCCCAGGUCGGCUUGAUCGACCAGGCCUCGCUAGUCAUUGUUCGAGAUGGGUUGUUGGCCUAUAUCCGUCAGGCCUACGGCCCCGAAGCCACUUCCUCCCCCGACCCUCCCUAUAUCCAAAACAAAAUCGCACAGACCGUCACAUACCUUUUCUCUUCACUGUACGCCAGUGGUUGGGAGUCCUGCAUCGACGAUCUCCUCGCCCUCACCAACAAGUCCACGGGUCGGGACAACCAGCUUGGAGUGAUCUUUUACCUGCGUGUGCUGAACUCGAUCCACGAUGAGAUCGGCGAUGUGCUAGUUUCGAGAUCUCGCGGAGAGCAGGAUAAGGCGAAUGGGCUGAAGGACCUGAUUCGUGACAGGGACAUGCAAAAAAUUGCCAAUUCCUGGCAGGAAAUUCUCACCGUUUGGCGGGAGGGCAAUGAUACUAUCGUGGAGAUGUGUCUGAAGGCGGUUGGCAGCUGGGUUAGCUGGAUUGACAUCUCUCUUGUCGUGAAUCAGACAAUGUUGGAUCUGCUGUUCCAGCAACUUGGACGGGCCGAAAAACAGGAACUUCAAGAGGCCGAGCAGCGAGUGCGCGAUGCUGCUAUAGAUGUUUUCACUGAGAUAAUUGGCAAGAAGAUGAAACCCGCGGACAAAAUUGAGAUGAUUGUUUUCCUGAAUCUGGACUCCAUCAUCACUCAGCUGUCGAACAGCCCACCGCUACGAGAGCAGCGCUUCACAUCCAAGUACGAUACCGAUUUGGCAGAGACAGUCGCCAAGCUCGUCAACAACACAGCUGUGGAUAUUGUGAGGGUAUUGGACAACGAUGCUGGGCCUAUCAGGGAAAAGGCAGAGAAUCUUUUGCAUGUCUUCCUGCCUCACAUUCUGCGAUUCUUCUCCGAUGAAUACGACGAAGUCUGCUCGACCAUGAUUACUUGCGUCAACGACAUGCUUACCUAUAUUCGGAAACUCGCCAAAGCAAACCCAUCUUUCGAGGAGCGAAACAAGGCCAUUCUCCUUCCAAUUUUGAAGGCUAUCGUUGCCAAAAUGCGUUAUGAUGAGACCUUGAACUGGGGCGACGAGGACGAGCAGACCGAUGAGGCAGAAUUCCUGGAGCUCCGCAAGAGACUGGGUGUAUUGCAGCAGAUUAUCUCCUCGGCUGAUGAGCAGCUUUACAUUGAUGCGAUUUCCGAAGUGGUGGGCACAACCUUCGAGAACCUACGGGCGUCUGGGGGCCAGCUCGACUGGCGUGACCUGGAUCUCGCUCUGCAUGAAAUGUACCUGUUCGGUGAUCUGGCUGUUCGCGGAGGCAGUCUUUACACCAAGGGCGCCCCUACUGGCAUGCCUGCGAACCGUCUGAUCGAGAUGAUGUCUGCAAUGGUGGGCACCGAUAUUCGAUCCUUCACCCACCCCGCAACACAGCUUCUAUACAUGGAGCUUUGCGUUCGCUACAGCUCUUUCUUCGUCCACCACACCCAUCUCAUCCCCGGAGUCCUGGAGAGCUUCCUUCAGCUGGUGCACCACCCCGUUGCGAAGGUCAAAACUCGCUCGUGGUAUCUUUUCCAGCGAUUUGCCAGACAGCUGCGAAGCCAAAUUGGCAAUGUGGCGCAGACAGUCGUGGAGGCAUUGAGCGACUUGUUGGUCAUUCAAGCAGAGGUGCCAACGGAGGGCGAAGAUGGUGAGGACAUGUCUUCCGAAGACCACGAACGCAGCGGAGAGGCCAUCUUCACCAGCCAGCUAUAUCUCUUCGAGUCGGUUGGAAUUAUCAGCUCCACUCCAAGUGUUACCGCAGACAAACAGUUGCUUUACGUCCAAACCGUGCUUAGCCCAGUCUUCGGCGACAUGGAGCGCAACCUCGAAGCCGCCAAAGCAAAUGAUGCGCGUGCGCUGCUGCAGAUUCACCACGAUAUCCUGGCUCUAGGCACUCUUGCGAGAGGAUUCUCAGACUGGCAACCGGGCACUGUCGGCUCCCCAUCCGCCAAUGUACUUCCCGAGGUCUCGGCAGCUUUCGCUCAGGUGGCAGAAGCUACCUUGGUGUCCCUCGAGUCUCUUAAGAACUCGUUCGAUAUCCGGACCGCCGCUCGCUUUGCGUUCUCCCGACUCAUUGGUGUCCUCGGUGCAGGAAUUCUUCCUCAGCUGCCCCGAUGGAUCGAUGGUCUCUUGACUCAAACCUCGUCGCGCGAUGAAAUGGCACUGUUCCUUCGUCUUCUGGACCAGGUUGUCUUCGGGUUUAAGAGCGAGAUCUACAGCAUUCUCGACACUCUUUUGACUCCCUUCCUGCAGCGAGUUUUCGCUGGAAUUGCCGAGCCAACAAUCGGCACUGAUGACGAGAUCCAGCUUGCCGAGCUGAAGCGAGAGUACCUGAACUUCCUGCUCGCCGUCUUGAGCAAUGACUUGGGAGCCGUCAUCAUCAGCGAACGAAACCAAUCCAUAUUCGAAACUAUCAUCACGACCCUCGAACACUUCGCCAAAGACAUUGAAGACCUCACUACUGCCAAGAUGGCAUUCAGCGUGCUGAACCGAAUGGCCAGCUGCUGGGGUGGCCCGGACCUGGCCCCUGCCAACGGCACUGCACCAUCUCAGGCCGCCCUCCCUGGCUUUGGUGCCUUCAUGAUUUCCCGACUCUCACCUCUCACUUGGGCACUUCCGACGACCGCAUCCUUCAACCCUAAAGACGCGCAAGCCAAACAGGUUCUUGCCGAGGCAGGCGGGUUACAGCGCACCAUCUAUGCCAAGACCGGUAUGGAAUACGUAGAGUACUUGCGUAGCCAGGAACUGCCUGGCAUGGGCCUGGGUGCCGAGCUCAUCGAAGAGUUCCUGAACAACAUGGGCCAGCUGGACGUGAAAGGGUUCCGGCAAUUCUUCCCGGUACGUAUCUAA